AUGGAUGCGCAGCCCUGGGCUCAAGGUGCCGCAUCUGUUCGCCGGCGAUCGAUCCCGACACCCCACACCAGCCCGCCAGCCCCCCGGCUGCAGGAGCGACCAAUCGGUGAGCAUGCCGUUGAUCUGGACACCGCCCUCAGCUACUUGCCGGGAACGUGUUCCAGAGGAGGGCGAAGAAUACAACAUCCUACUGAGCUAGAAUUGUUGGAAGCGAAAGAGCGAAACCUAGUUGCUGGAUUCUCUUUAACAUAUGUGCAUUGCAACUUUUUGGUGAAAGGCUUAGAUGGCACCCCUACUUUGUUCUUCGCCGAGAUGUAUCCUUGUUGCACACGUGAAGAGGAUGUUAUUCUCUGCACUCCUUUGAAAGAAAAUGACUCUGGUCAUUGUUUUGGAUGCAAUUAUCGAGAAAAGACGCAUCCAACAAGUGUUGGCUGCCCUGGUGGACAUGAGGAUGUGAUUUUUCCUUAUGGGGAGCUGGAUAGUGAUCAUGAUACUUUCUGACAAGUUCUGUUGAGGAGUACUUUUCUAGCAAUAGGUGUUGUGCCAAGCAGACAUCGGAGUAUUCAAAUCUUUAAUGCUCCCUCCUAUCCAUAUUACUUGUCGCAGUUUUUUUUCUAGAUAUAUGUUUAUCUAGACGCGUUUCAUUGUGUAGGUUACAUGUGUAUAUAGAUAAAACUGCAACAAGUGAUAUGGAUCGGAGGAAGUAUUAUAUAAUUAGAAGCUUGCGACCUUUUUAUUUGGAUAAUUUGUUAUAAUAUUGUAACUGAACGAGUGGAGCGAUGAUGUAUAAUUAGAAGGGUUAAUUUGAUAUAUGCUGUUGCAAUUUUGCUGAA
Molecule: messenger RNA, 833 nt
Organism: Brachypodium distachyon (stiff brome)
Lineage: Eukaryota; Viridiplantae; Streptophyta; Magnoliopsida; Poales; Poaceae
Exons: 5
Coding region: 1-501 (166 amino acids)
Source: RefSeq, a predicted model, not a curated record